Messenger RNA from Pipistrellus kuhlii (Kuhl's pipistrelle), 1316 nucleotides. RefSeq names its product SLAM family member 6 (gene SLAMF6). Gene Ontology annotation, cellular component: external side of plasma membrane. Bases 42 to 1040 code for a protein of 332 amino acids. The transcript is spliced from 8 exons. The record is from RefSeq and is a predicted model, not a curated record. Gene Ontology annotation, biological process: T-helper 17 cell lineage commitment; T cell activation; positive regulation of type II interferon production. NCBI's taxonomy places the organism in Eukaryota, Metazoa, Chordata, Mammalia, Chiroptera, Vespertilionidae.
AUUUUGACUAGUAUCAAGUCUCCAGCACCAAUGCCAAGACCAUGAUCUGGUUGCUCCAGUUCCUCGAACUUCUCUCCAGCCUUGGCUCAGGAAUCACAGUUUCACAGACCAAAGCACCCCCAUUGCUGGUGAAUGGGGUGCUGGGGGAGUCGGUCACUCUCCCCCUGAAGUUUCCUGCAAAAGAAGAGAUCCAGUUCAUCACCUGGCUUCAUAAUGAAGCAGCUAUCAUCUUCAUACAGAUAAAGCCACCACAGACCCAGAAUACUGAUCCACAGAUCCAGAAUACUGACCCACAGCGGAAAAAUCGACUGAAAGUCAUCCAGUACUAUUCCUUGCAGAUCAAUAACCUGACAAUGGAGGACAGUGGAGUUUACCGUGCCCAAAUAACCACAGCAAACUCAGAGAUUUAUGUUUACAAUCUGUCGAUCUUUGAACGACUGAGGAACUUACAAGUUGCUAAUGACACUCAACUCUUUGGGAAUGGGACCUGUGAGAUCCAGCUGACCUGCUUUGUAGAGAAUCCAGAUGAUCAUGUCUCAUUCAGGUGGCAGGCCGCAGGAAACACAAUUCUGGAGGAAGCAAACCUCACUAUCUCUUGGGACCCCAAGAAUUCCAGUGAAGAGACAUACACUUGCAUAGCUAAGAAUCCUGUCAGCAAUUUAUCCUUCUCGCUCUCUGUCCAAAGUCUCUGCAAAGGUGUUUUUAACGAAAAAAAUCAACACUGGAUUAUCAUAUGGAGUGUACUAGUGCCUUGUUUGAUCUGUAUCUUUGUGUCCUUAUUUGUUUGGAAGAAAAAAGUAUCAGGUUCCUUAUGCUCUUCUACUCAGCAAACCCAGAGUCCUGCAGAGACCCCGAGGGACUCAGGGAACGAUCCGACCUGCCCAGAGAACACUGUGUACGCUCGGGUCACUCAUCCAAACACGAAAACGGGAAUCCCAAUACCUAUGAAAAAUAAUGAUUCCUCUACAAUUUACUCCGUAAUUUGUCAACCCAAACAGCCCAUUUCUUCCAGGGUAACAGUUCUUGACAACAUCGUCUAAGUUGCUGAAAUGUCUCAAAGGAAUUCAGGAAUGACACAUCUUCUCCUGAACACAAGGGAGAGCACAGAGCGGGAUUUCUGCCUGAAAACAGAAGUUGAAUAUCUAGGAUUAUCACUUCCAGUCCUUCAGACUUGAACCUGCUUACCUAGGUCAAACACCGGUUAACUGCCACAUGUCCAUAUUUGCAAUGGAGCCCUGACUGGUUUGGCUCAGCAGAUAGAGCAUCCGCCUGCGGACUCAAGGGUUGCGGGUUCAAUUCUGGUCAAGGGCAUGUAC